[Torrubiella] hemipterigena is the source of this 636-nucleotide messenger RNA. NCBI's taxonomy places the organism in Eukaryota, Fungi, Ascomycota, Sordariomycetes, Hypocreales, Clavicipitaceae. The record is from the annotation of a GenBank genome assembly.
AUGAAGCGCUUCAUCAUUGGCGUAUCCGGUGUCGCCCUCCUCGCUCUCCCCUUCGUCGUCGCCAACCGCCCGCCCUUCAACAGCAAAGCCAUCCAAAUGUCAGACAACACCCACAAGGGUCAGGCGCCCCUCAACCCCGCCGCUCCCGACAACCUCGACCAGCCCGUCCGCACUGCAGUUCCCUUGUCCGAUAUUCUCGGCAGCAACCGUGCCCUUACCACAUUCUCUUCCCUAGCGCGCAUGCAUGCUUCCACAGAGACCCUGCUCGGCAGCUUUGCCGUCAACACAACGGUCCUGGCACCGCUCAACUCCGCCAUGGACAGCCUGCCGCGAAAGCCUUGGGAAGAUUCCCAGGAACUUGAGGAGCACGGCGCGCACAUCUACGAAGGGGACGAUGGCAAGGAGCGCGCCGAUAAGAACUUGCGCCGCUUUGUGGAAGCACAUCUCGUCACAACUAGCCCGUGGAAGGCCAACGACAAGGUCAAGACCGUCCUGGGCCGCGAAGUCUGGUGGGAAGAAAAGGACGGCAAGAGAGUCAUCAUGCCCGAUGGCGUCGAGGUAGACCGCGUGGCUAACCAGGUUGCCAAUGGCGAGAUUUGGAUUCUCAAAGGAGUCUUAAAAUCGGCAUCCAAGUAA